UGGCUCUGUCCGGUGCCGUGCGGUGCGGCCGUGGCCGGUGCGGGUUCCGGCCGGCAGGGGGCACCACCUUGGGGAGGAGUCCCCGCGCUGUCCCGCGCCCGCCGCAGCCGCCGCCCUGCGGAGCCGCCGGGACACGCACCCGCUGCCAUGGAUGACAUCUUCACACAAUGCCGGGAGGGUAACGCGGUGGCUGUGCGGCUAUGGCUGGACAACACCGAGAAUGACCUCAACCAGGGGGAUGACCAUGGGUUCAGCCCCCUGCACUGGGCCUGCCGCGAGGGCCGUUCAAACGUGGUGGACAUGCUCAUCAUGCGGGGGGCUCGCAUCAAUGUGAUGAACCGAGGGGAUGACACCCCACUGCACCUGGCUGCCAGCCACGGCCACCGAGACAUCGUGCAGAAGCUGAUGCAGUUCAAAGCGGACAUCAAUGCAGUGAAUGAGCACGGGAACACACCGCUGCACUACGCCUGCUUCUGGGGACACGAGCAAGUGGCUGAGGACCUGGUGGGCAGCGGGGCCCUAGUCAGCAUUGCUAACAAAUAUGGUGAGACCCCCACAGACAAGGCCAAGACACCACUGCGAGACAUCCUGAAAGAGCGUGCUGAGAAGCUGGGCCAGAGCCUCACCAAGAUCCCCUACAAGGACACGUUCUGGAAGGGCACGACCCGCACCCGGCCCAGGAAUGGGACCCUGAAUAAACUCGCUGGGAUUGACUUCAAACAACUGAGCCUGAGCCAGAAACUGAAUGAGAACCAGUCAGGAGAGCUGUGGAAGGGGCGCUGGCAGGGCAAUGACAUAGUAAUCAAAAUGCUGAAAAUCCGGGACUGGACAACGCGGAAGAGCCGGGACUUCAACGAGGAGUACCCAAAACUGCGGAUCUUUUCCCACCCCAAUGUGCUGCCAGUGCUGGGUGCGUGCCAGGCCCCUCCAGCCCCCCACCCGAUCGUCAUCAGCCACUGGAUGCCCUAUGGCUCCCUGUACAACGUCCUGCAUGAAGGGACCAAUUUUGUGGUGGACCAGAUGCAAGCAGUGAAGUUUGCCUUYGAUAUCGCACGGGGCAUGGCCUUCCUGCACACGCUGGAGCCCCUCAUCCCACGGCAUCACCUCAACAGCCGCAGCGUUAUGAUCGAUGAGGACAUGACAGCACGAAUCAGCAUGGCUGACGUCAAGUUCUCCUUCCAGUGCCCAGGGCGGAUGUACGCCCCGGCCUGGGUGGCCCCCGAAGCCCUGCAGAAAAAACCAGAGGAGAUCAACCGACGCUCGGCUGACAUGUGGAGCUUCGCGGUGCUGCUGUGGGAGCUGGUGACACGUGAGGUGCCCUUCGCUGACCUGUCUAACAUGGAGAUUGGUAUGAAGGUUGCACUGGAGGGGCUACGUCCCACCAUCCCCCCUGGCAUCUCCCCCCACAUCUGCAAGCUGAUGAAGAUAUGCAUGAACGAGGACCCAGCCAAGCGCCCCAAGUUCGAUAUGAUCGUGCCCAUCCUGGAGAAGAUGCAGGAGAAGUAGAGGGGAGGUGCCUCCCCCCUCCAGUACUGCCUUGCACCCCCCGCCACCCCCAAGUGCCUUUAGCCCUAGAGCCAAGGGGAGCAGAGGACACCCCUAACCCUGAGCCAGCCAUGGACACACGGUACAGAUGGCACUGCCUGCACUGGAGCUCUGCAAGCUCCAGACCCCCACCCAGGGUAGCCCCUCACCAACCCAACCUCUGGGCAGCCCCCAAUCCAGUGCAGCCCCCCUACCUGGGGCAGCUCCCCAAACAGGCAUGGUGUGUGGCCUGGCCCUGCUGCCAGGGAAUGGGGCUGUGGGGCCCCUGUCCCCUYGCUGGGUACAGCCCAACCUAGGACUCAGCCCCUCAAGGCUGGGGGRRAWGGGGCAGGCCAGGAGGGACUGCCCAUGGUGCCCAGCACUGCCCCUGCUUUGCGCUUCACCAGCCACUUCCCUCUGGCCCCGGAGUGGCCACUGGCAACCAAAUAAAAGUUUGGUAUGGAA
Messenger RNA from Malurus melanocephalus (red-backed fairy wren), 1989 nucleotides. RefSeq names its product integrin linked kinase (gene ILK). The transcript has 13 exons. Gene Ontology annotation, biological process: integrin-mediated signaling pathway; cell-matrix adhesion; protein phosphorylation. The record is from RefSeq and is a predicted model, not a curated record. Bases 148 to 1506 code for a protein of 452 amino acids. Gene Ontology annotation, cellular component: focal adhesion; stress fiber. Gene Ontology annotation, molecular function: protein binding; ATP binding; protein kinase activity. NCBI's taxonomy places the organism in Eukaryota, Metazoa, Chordata, Aves, Passeriformes, Maluridae.